UUCUCUUUAUAAUACUGUAAUCAUUAACAUUCUGCCCUUAGGAACAAGUCUCAAGGACGAUACUCAUGCUAGUAAGGAAUCACAGACUACUUGGGAAAAGCUGAGGAGAAGCACAAAUCAUCCUGAGAAGAAUGCAAAAGAGACAAUGGAGUACACCGCAUUGCAUACACUUCUCUGGCUUUUAAAUGCAUUUACUCUAACAACACAAGAGUUGGUGAAACUGAAUGUGAGUCCCAAGAUUACUGCGGAGUGCGGCAAACAGGUUACCCUAAACUGCGACGUGUCCUCAUCUCCAAAUGGACUAUCAAUCAAACAAAUGGCGUGGAUCCAAAACCAAACUUCUCUCUGUUCAGUAGACAAGGAAGGAAAAAUCAAACCCCACAGCCGAAGUGACUUCCAUUGUGAGUACAAACAUGGACAACUGUCCCUCAUCUUUAAAAGAGUGCGGCCACUGGAGAGCGGAAACUCAAAGCCUUACACCUGCAAACUACAAUCCAACCGUGGAGCUUCCGAUGCAAAAACAAUCGUGGAGGUACAAGAGUGUUGUUGGUCCGUUGAGGGUGUUUGGAAUGAGGGCCGUCCCACCUGCACCUUCAGACAUGUCUACCCGGACGGAGAUGUGCACUGGUUUCACGGCUCCCACAAUCUCUCAGAUGGCUCUGUGAAGCAACACACUACGAAACAGGUGCACAACGGUUGGCUGACUAUCCAUAGUUACCUGGAGCACAAUCUUUCAGGUGUUCCCUACAACUGUUCCUUGAAGAGCACAGCAUCUGGUAGAUACAUUGCUAGUUCUUUGGUUGAGAAUCCUGACCUGCAUGCGCAGAGAGCCAGAGCACAGGUUCAUAAAACCCGAGCCAGGAACGGAGUUGGAUCACAGCGACCUAUGUGGACAUCUUUCUUUGUUUUAAUUUCACUUGCUGUCACACUGAAAUAAUGGAUUUGACAAAGUAAAUCCACAUAAUGGAGUUGGGUAAGAUAUCAGGGGUAAAGUGAUUAACAUUGAUUAGUAACAAAGAGGUACUACAUUGUGUGCAUUUCUAACAAUCCAAGAUAUAAGUGUUUUAAAUUGGUCCAAAGAUAUAUGGUUCUACUUUUCAGCUUUUAAAAAAAUACCUUUGUUGUUUUGUUUUGAUAGAGUCACGCAUGAGUGAGCAGCACAUACUGGUUUCAUUACACACACUCACACAUAACUUCAGAUGUUUAAAAAGUCCUUCUGGCUACUACUUAAGUUCAGCCUGAAGAUAUACUGUACACCCUAUGGCCACGGAUUAGAUUGUAUUUAUUUCUGAGAGAGUGAGAUGAAAAUGUCUGUUGAAAGACAUAGUGUGCCCACUAUGUCUCAACGGGAUGAUUGUCCAUCUACGGCUUCUGUGGGAAUGCACACUUUCUGCAAGAGAAAAAAAAUUAUCUGUCAAUCGCGAGUAAAAAGCAGUCCUCAAAAGAUGAGCUCUGCUGUGAAUUCCCCCUCGGACACACAGAAGCAUUUGUGUGUGAAAUAUCAAAAAGCCAGACACAGGAAAUCUCCCUCAUGCAAUGUCUCUGACUCUGUUGUGUGGGUGGAUGCUGCCCUCUGGUGAACUAUGAUGAGUGCAAGAUAUGGCAAAUAACUGUUUCAGGUUUAUUGGGAGACUACAAUCUUCUGAGCCACACUCCUGACAUCCAAUGCUCUUCAGUUUUAUUGGACCGGUUGCAGAAAAUUAAGAGAUUAAUAUCGGACACCUGGGCAAUCAGAAUGAAAUCUGUGUAGCUAAAAAUCACUGAGUGAUGAAAUGCAUUUUUGCGAUUCGGGUGAACCAAAUAUUUAAAAAAAAAAAAGGGAUUGAUUUACAGUAUUUGUUAGAGUAUAAUGUGAACAUGCAGUGACAGAUAGAGCCUAGGUUGUCAGGGUUGCAUUUGGGUUUUAAAUCUGAUCAACAUCGAGUGUCCUGAGUGCAGCAGACGAGUAAGAUAACGGAUACCAAUCUUUUCUCCUGGUCUCCAUCUCCACUCAGCCCUGUGUCUUUGCAGGUACAGUAUAGGUUAAAGCUGGAGGACCCACCCAGCUCUGAGGCUAAAACCCUGCAUUGUUAACACCUCAAUGCCCCACUUCAGAGAAGGCAUGUGAGAGGCUUUUAACCCUCCUAUUGCCUUCGUUUCCCCCCUCUUACUUUGGUGUUCACGGUCAAAUUUGACCGGUCCUGUUUUAACUGCUAUUACAUUAACACAAAAACCAUUAAUCAUCACCAAAUUUCAUUUAACACCCUUUCAAAC
Messenger RNA from Trematomus bernacchii (emerald rockcod), 2253 nucleotides. RefSeq lists its product as uncharacterized. NCBI's taxonomy places the organism in Eukaryota, Metazoa, Chordata, Actinopteri, Perciformes, Nototheniidae. The coding region runs from base 146 to 937 and encodes 263 amino acids. The transcript is spliced from 4 exons. The record is from RefSeq and is a predicted model, not a curated record.